GAGGGACAAUACCUCUAGCCCGACUCUUUAACAUACAAUCGUGGAUCGUUAUGGAGUUUGGAUUAUUUGUUGUGUUUGUAUCCUGGUUUAUUGACAAUUACAGUAAAAGCCAAAACAGAAAUAUUUUUGCGGAAGGCCUUUUUUAUGGUCAUCAUGCCAUUUCUGGGAUAUUCUCUGGAUAUUCCCUGUUAGUCUGAACAUAUACAAUAGGAAACAAGUACUGUUGUGAAAAUAAAGAUGUUUUAUGUCACGAUUUUGAAGGAUUUCAUGUUAUAAAAAAGAAAAUAUUAUAUAGGACUGGCAGUGUUUUACAGCUAUUUGUUUUUCAUAAUAUAUUUAUGUAAGUGUGUGUUAUUACUGUGCGGAUUUAAAUAUGACAACUGAUUUUCUACAAAGUGAACCCGAAGAAGAGGUUAUUUCAUCUAAAGGAAUGGCCAGGAGACUGAACGAUUUGCCCCCUUAUCCUUUACAUUGCAUACCAUAUAACGCCUUGAAUGAGCUUGCAGAGGUCUUUGAUUCGCCAUCUGUAGAUGGUCAAAGGACACUGGAAGGAUUAGCCGAGGCAAUCUACACACUUAGUGACUACACAAUCAAAGUCGAUCACAAUAAAGUAUCGAUAUUGCGAUCUCGCUGUGCAUCUGGAGAAAGUCCAACAGUAAAGUUUAUCCAAGACCUCGCUAAAUACAAGGAUGCAAAUCUUCGAAUUUUACAAAUGGCGAUCUGUUCCCUCGAAACCCGUGCAGAUGAUAUAUUGGUGAAGUAUUUAGGAGAAAUUACUCGACGGUAUAAAAGAGAAGAGAAGCCAGGACUUGUGCUUACCCCUGACAAUUGGUCACAAAAUGAUUGCAAUUGUUAUGAGUGCUCAGAUAAUGGAGCAUUUUCCUUACCUGUAACUGAUCGCACAUUUCAAAAUGCAAGGCAUCCAAGACAUAAUUGUGGUAUUAAAGACUGUGCUCACAAUGGACCAAAACAAUAUAAUCAUAAGCGCAAACAGUCUAAUUCUGUUAACAGAAAUCAGAUGCCAUCUCAUCAUAAUAAUUUUAGAAGUGGCAGAAGCUUCUCAAAUAAUUCAAACUUUAGUGAAAUUCAAAAUGAUGAAGUGAAAACACCUGUAAUGGAGUAUGAAAUGAAUACCUUUUCAAUGAAUCUGUUUGGCAAUGGCACUGAAUUUAUGCCACCCGCAGACUUUGACCCCAUUCCUCCAAGUGAUUAUGAAGGGGAGGAUGAGGAAUUUGAGGAAAGUGUUGUAUUAUCUGAAAGGAGAAUACACAGUGAAAAUAUCCAAAGACAAAAGACGAAUGUUCCAGCAAGGCGUGUCCAGUCAAUGCCUGUUGGUUCAGAUCAAUUGAAUACAGACCCAGCACGGAGACAUUCACAUCCGGUUUUCAACAAAAAAAGUCCACCAAAGAAGGACUGUGAAAGCGACGGUGACAUUCCCAAUAUUCCAGACGCCUGCACAUGUUAUAGAAGUCCUGUUAUCCACAUAGGACCUAAGACAGUGUUUGUAUCUCUGGCAGAUGAUUCUAAACAUCAUAUCAAGGAAGUCCUAACCAUGUGUACCAAACUUCAAGAAGCAGGUUUUGAGGUUAAAUGUGAUAUGAUGGAGUCUUUGUUUACAGAACAAAAUAUUAACGUGAAUGAAUGGUUAGACCAAUGCUUCACAAGAGCGGUUUUCGUGAUUUUUUGCAUAUCGCCCAAGUAUUUCAAAUAUAUUGGUGUGGACAAUUCGACAGAGGCUCAUGCAAGUGAUAACAAAUUUCACACAAGAUACAUUUUUGAUAGAGCUCGAAGUGAAUUUAUUCAAAAUAACAGUAUGAACAAACGUUUUCUACCAGUACUUUUCCGCAACUCCGGUGCAAAACUUGGGCAUAUUCCGGAAUUUUUAAGAUCAACCAUAAGGUACGUGUUUCCAGAGACUUUUGGGCAUUUAACAGCAUUCCUGCAAAAACAGUGAUUUUAUUUUUGGGGAACGUUAAAAGAAUAGUUCCUCGUCCUUGUGUGAAUAUACCAAUGAAUUUGAACAAUGUAUUGACAUUUAUUAUUUGAUAAAUCUCAUACAUCUGUUUAUUUCACUCAACAUAUACAUGUAGAUAUGUAAAUACACAAAGAAUGUAAGUGUUUAUUCACAUAAUUCAAAUAAUUUUGUCACAGUGGAUCUUUCUUGAA
Messenger RNA from Saccostrea echinata, 2166 nucleotides. RefSeq lists its product as uncharacterized. Gene Ontology annotation, biological process: positive regulation of canonical NF-kappaB signal transduction; humoral immune response. The record is from RefSeq and is a predicted model, not a curated record. The transcript has 5 exons. Lineage: Eukaryota; Metazoa; Mollusca; Bivalvia; Ostreida; Ostreidae. The coding region runs from base 374 to 1954 and encodes 526 amino acids.